AUUAAUUGUAGUUUAAUUCCUUUAGGAUGACAAAAUAAUUACGUAACCCCAUUUUGUUUUGGUAGAAACAAAAAAUCAUACAACAAUGGCAACAUCCAAAGGAUUAUCUUGUAGUGUACCAAAUGAAUUAUAUUUACUCUAUGUUAAUGAUGGAAUGGGCGUUGCAGAGAGUAUAUUUAAGAGAUUUCAGAAGUUUAACAUAGUUGUCCACAGACUCAAUCUGACAGAUGACGGCACCUCUAAAGUUGAUUUGACCUCGCAAUAUCUUGUAGCUAUCUUAGCCACACCAGGAAUGAUAAAGUUUAAACGAUUGCUUGAUACCAAUGUCAGUAAAAAUAUCGUUGAUCAAGCCGUUGACGUAACAAUGUUAUCAAAAGAUAUUUCUACAGAAGAGUGUCGAGCAAUAGAAAAUAUAUUUAAGGACAAUGAACUAAAAGCAUUAAACGUUGGUACAACUUCAGAAUCAUUUAGACUAUGUUUAGCAAUGUUGAUGUGUUUCUUUGACGAUGACUGUACACUAAAACCAGUCUUGAAGAAAUUCAUGUUUGCUCCUAAGAAAAAUGUUUUUCCUAAGAAUAAAGUAUUCAUCAUCGUAGACCAGGAGCUACUAAAGGACGAGGUAGCAUUGAUAGUGGAAUUCGAAAAUGGUGAAAGGGUCACAGCCACUAGAAUACAACAAACUGUGUUUGCCUUUAGCCCACCUGAGUUAUAUGAUGUUGAAAUAGAAGUAAAGGUGUAUUGUGCAGAUGAGUUGCUAGGAGUGGAUACGUUGCACUUUAUUUCUAAAAUGAAAUUAUUAACAAAUCUUCUACACGAUGUUAGCAACCCAAUAGAAGUUAUGGCCCAAGCUUUAAAUUCGACGGACAGUGAAAAUUUGGAUGAUGACCUUGUUGACAUAUUUCACCAAAAUAACCAAUUAGAAAAUGUAUCUGGUUACCUUAAUACACAAGUAGACAAACAAAGUAAUGAAGAACUACCAUCUCUACUACAUUUUGGUGCCAAGUAUGGUUUUAUAAAACUGUGUCAAGCCAUAUUACAAUCCUGUAUUGGACAUAUGUUGGUUAAUUUGAAAAACAGAGAUGGGUUAACACCGUCACAAAUAGCACUUAAUUAUAGUCAUCAAAAAAUAGCUCAUUUAAUACACCAACAUACUGAACCUAGUCACAAAGUCGACACCCCUGAACCAGUUUACGUUGAAAUGGGAAUAAAUUUGGUCGUCCCGAAAGAAAUUGGUCGAUCAUUAUCAACAGGGGAUAUGUAUAUAAAUCGACCACUACCCAAACCACCAGUAUUUAGAUCUGUAUCAUCGAAUACGUCAAAGCAACAGACAUUCGAUGAUACUUAUGUUGUACCGUUGUUGCAAAGAAGUGAACCGGUGAUACGAAGAUUGUCUCCUCCUCAUUCACAGGAUGUUCAAGAAGAUGUUUUUAAAAACUUUGACGUUGUAAAUCCUACAUUUCUAAAUAUUGAUGCACGUCCAAGAAGUGAUGACAGUGGUCUAGGUUCAAACUGUGAUUCAUUUGGUGGCCACAAUACAGAGGUUUUGGGGAAUCGCAUCAGUGAGCAGAGCUGGCACUUAAGGAUCGCCAGUGGAAAAAGGGCCAGCAGAAUCUGGAAUGAUUGUAAUAUCAAAUUACCGGAAAACCAGGAUAGUAACGACACUCAUCUGUGAUCUCUUAAAACAACCAAAACAAAAAAUACCUAAACCAGAAUAUGAACGUUACUUAUUUGUGUUUUCUAACUACAACUACGUGUAAAUCGAACUUGACCAGAGAUCAACUGCUUCUGUUGCUGCUCUUUGUGAUUAACAAUUACUGGUAAAACAACUACAAUAUGGUCGACACUUAUCUCUUGUUCCUGAUUACAACAAAACCAAAUAUUAAUCUUACCAGAAUGUGUAGCGUCGAUUAAAUGCAUUAUAUUUUUAUAUAUAGGAAUCGGGGGGGGGGGGGAGCACACUCCCUUAAAAGAGUAGCAUAGGCUGAACAGGUCGGUAGAUCUGUGUAUCUGUUGAAUCAAAAGAUGAUGCCGGUGGAGGGAAAGAGUAGAUAUUAACAGAUAUUUAAAAAUCCCCACUCAUUUGAUAAAGGAUCUUUUAACCCGAAAUGUUAUAAAGAUGAAUAAACCUCUCAUUUAGACCUAAAAUCUAUUCUUAUUGAGUGGGAAUUUGUAUCUAUUUUUAUUAAUAGUUCGCAAUGAACCUUUUACGACGGCCUAUUUCAGGGUAGCUUAUGUGCAUGUCUGUUUAUUUAUUAGUUCGUAAAAGUUUCUAUUUGCUUAGAAUAUAACUUCAUUCAACAAUAAACCUUUUUUGAUUGCUAUUUUAAUACUAACAUAAAUUAUUGUCAGUGAGCUAAGACAGGGUGAUCUCUACACGUGAGUGUUUGUUGUAUUAUUGGCCGAUCUGUGUCAAACUUUUAUUAUUACAACAUUAAGAUAAUUGAUGAUUUAACCAUCCGCUCACAGGCUAAUAUAACCACAAGAAACUAUUAGUGAAUUGGGAUAAUACUUGCUGCGUUUUAUUAUUACAUACCACACACAUUUGUAUGGUGGCUGAUAGUGACCAUAUUAAAUAUCACCCUUUUCAUAACACGACAUCACGACGGUAUUGACGCAAUCACACGACACUUUAUUCUGUCGUAACAUCGUGUUACUUUUGUCGUAACGUCGAGGUGUCGGCUUAGUCUCUUUCUACAAGUCACAAAAAUAAAGCUGUACUCAUUACAUCAUAUUAGAAACAUAUAAAUAAGACUCGUGCAAAAGAGAUACUAGGAAAAAGUUGAUUAAUUAUUUGUUUUCUCAAAAUAAUGAAACAUUUUGCGUCCAAAAAUGAAUUAUAUUUGAUAUUAUAUUUAAAAAAAAUCUAGAAUUACAAUAGCAGGACCAAAGUGAGUUAGCUAUGUUAUUAUUAUUAUUAUUAUUAUUACAGCAUAUUUAUAGUGCACCCUUUCAUAUAACAUGUUCAGGGGCACUUUACAAAGUGACAAUGUAAAUCACACAAAAACAACAAGAUUAUGGGCAUGUUAACGAUUG
Messenger RNA from Patella vulgata (common limpet), 3033 nucleotides. RefSeq lists its product as uncharacterized. The record is from RefSeq and is a predicted model, not a curated record. Bases 86 to 1672 code for a protein of 528 amino acids. NCBI's taxonomy places the organism in Eukaryota, Metazoa, Mollusca, Gastropoda, Patellidae. The transcript has 15 exons. Gene Ontology annotation, molecular function: signaling receptor binding.